UGUGGGCAAAGCCGCGAAACACAAGUGAAGAUGCUUUGGUUCCGCGGGAGCACACUUGUAUCAAAGACCUGCUGGACUCAACGCCAUCUCUUCCGUCGCCUCCGCUGUCAACUCUACUCCUCCAUUUCCUCCGCUUCCUCAUCCAAAGUUCGCACGGCGGCUCAUGAAUCAGCGUGCAUUGAUGGGGACUGUGCCGAUUUUUUGCCGUGGCUGGAGCUCAACGCCGGAACGGAGAUAUCUUCCGUUCUUUCAAUCGGAGAAUCCGCAUAUGGAAGGAGCUUGUUUGCUUGUAGGCCUAUAAAAGCUGGGGAUUGUAUAUUGAAGGUUCCUUACAGUGUGCAAUUGUCCUCAAAUAACCUUCCUUUGGGACUCAAUUCCUUGUUAGGGGAUCAAGUUAGUAAUGUGGCGAAAGUUGCUUUAUUUGUUCUGUAUGAGCAGCAGCUGGGUGAGCAAUCUGAAUGGGCUCCUUACAUCAGUCGUCUUCCACAACCUACAGAAAUGCAUAGCACGAUAUUCUGGGAUCACCAUGAAUUAGAGAUGAUUCAACAAAGUCCACUAUAUCAGGAAACAAUUAGGCAGAAGAAAAUUGUUGAAACUGAUUUUUUGGUGAUUAUGGAGGCUCUAAGUCACUUCCUUGAACAUCACCUAGUCAUCACAUUAGAGGACUUUAAGUAUGCAUAUGCUUUAGUUACUUCUCGAGCAUGGGAAAGCUCCAAUGGUGUAUCCAUGAUACCUUUUGCAGAUUUCUUAAAUCAUGAUGGUGGCUCAGAUUCAUGUGUUUUGAAUGAUGAUGGGAAACAACACUCUGAGGUGAUUGCUGAUCGUGAUUAUGCUCCUGGUGAUCAGGUCCUAAUAAGAUAUGGAAAGUUCUCAAAUGCUACACUUCUUUUGGAUUUUGGAUUUGCCCUCCUUUAUAAUGCAUAUGACCAGGUUCAAGUCAAACUGAAUAUACCUCAGCAAGACCAUCUUUCUUCACUGAAGUUGGAACUUUUAAGCAAACAUUGCACGCCAGCAAUAAAAGAUGUCAAUGUAUUCAAUUCUGCUGGGAAUUCUUUCACACUCAAGGAAGUAAGAUCUGCUCAAGGUAAAGGGAGAGGCAUCCCACAGUCCUUCCGAGCAUAUGCUCGUGUUAUGUGUUCAAACUCUCCUCAAGAAAUAAAUGAUUUGGCAAUAGAAGCUGCAGAAAAUGAUGGUCGACUGGCUCGACGUCCACUUCGGGAUAAAUGUAGAGAAAUUGAAGCUCAUCAAUUCCUGCUUUUGAGAAUAACCGAGUUGAUAAAAUUGUAUAAUGCAUCUAUUAAGUCAUUGGAGCUGCAGACUUCUCUCCGCGUGGUUAAUAAGCCUGCCUGUAGAUAUAUGAUGGCUCAUGACCUCCUCAGUGGUGAGCUUCGCAUCCUAAAGUCAGCUGCUGAGUGGCUAGAAAACUAUUGUGUAAAACUUUUGCAGGUCUAAGAGCAGUAACCUUUAUUUUCCUACACUCGAGGUUGGGAGAAAGCUUGUCCAGCCAGGAAUUAUCAUGUCCAUUCACAGUGAACCAAAACAGAGGCCUUAUAGAACUUUUUGUACUUGUGCUCUUUCUACACCCUCUCAAUGCUUACAUGUGCCAUGGUUCGGUUGUACAUUUCCACAAAGGCACAAGUAUACUUUGCUCGCUUGGUUCUCUUCCAAAUGCCGAGGCCUCAGCUAUUUUGCUUCACAGCGAUUAGUGUUCUAUAUAAUGCCCCAAACAAUCUCUCAGAGAUGCGAUACUGCACUGCAACCAGACACCAUCUGUUUUUGCUUGGAAAUAGUCAGUGAUUGAGAAUCUGUCACCUGUUUCAGAUAAUAGAUACUAAUAUGGGUAUCCAUUUAAAUGUGGCAGAUAUACUUUAGCACUUGUCAUUCCUCAAAUUUUGAUGUAUGCAUUUCAAUUAACACUUUCUUUCUUUUUGUUUUAUUAAAGUCAUGACUCUGUUCCAAAUUUGACUGAAUUGUUUGUGUUGUAUGUGUUUGA
Messenger RNA from Ipomoea nil (Japanese morning glory), 1993 nucleotides. RefSeq names its product histone-lysine N-methyltransferase setd3. The transcript is spliced from 16 exons. The record is from RefSeq and is a predicted model, not a curated record. Gene Ontology annotation, biological process: peptidyl-lysine monomethylation. Bases 31 to 1452 code for a protein of 473 amino acids. Gene Ontology annotation, molecular function: protein-lysine N-methyltransferase activity; protein binding. Lineage: Eukaryota; Viridiplantae; Streptophyta; Magnoliopsida; Solanales; Convolvulaceae.